CCUACAAAUCUGUACUCAAAAACAGACUAAACCAGUAGUGAGACCAACACAGGAAAAGUUUACUCAUGGCAUCUCUGGCAACCGUAGCUGCUGUUCAACCAGCCACCAUUAAAGGCCUUGGUGGCAGCUCACUUGCAGGAACCAAGCUCCAUGUCAAGCCAGCUAGCCAGAGUUUCAGACCCAAAAGCUUCAGAAAGGGUGCCGUAGUGGCAAAGUACGGUGACAAGAGUGUAUACUUUGAUUUGGAGGAUUUGGGGAACACUACUGGGCAGUGGGAUUUGUACGGAUCCGAUGCACCUUCACCUUAUAACCCUUUUCAGAGCAAAUUCUUUGAGACAUUUGCUGCACCAUUCACCAAAAGAGGAUUAUUACUCAAGUUCUUGUUACUGGGAGGAGGUUCAGUUCUUGCUUACGUAAGCGCCAAUGCUACUGGAGAUGUCCUACCUAUCAAGAAGGGCCCACAACUUCCUCCCAAGAAGGGCCCACGUGGCAAGAUCUAAUUUCCCCUUUUUUUUUUUUUUUUUUUUUUCUUGGUUUUUAAUUUGUGUGUAAUAAUUCCCUUCUUCUCUUUCAAGUGUAACCUAAUUCUACUUAUUAUUAUUA
Molecule: messenger RNA, 603 nt
Organism: Carica papaya (papaya)
Lineage: Eukaryota; Viridiplantae; Streptophyta; Magnoliopsida; Brassicales; Caricaceae
Gene: PSAH2
Product: photosystem I subunit H2
Biological process (GO): photosynthesis
Cellular component (GO): chloroplast thylakoid membrane; photosystem I reaction center; photosystem I
Source: RefSeq, a predicted model, not a curated record